AUGGCAAACAGAACCGUUAAAGAUGCCAACAGCAUACACGGGACCAACCCGCAGUACCUGGUGGAGAAGAUCAUCCGGACCCGAAUCUACGAGUCAAAAUACUGGAAGGAGGAGUGCUUCGGUCUCACCGAUAUUCACUUUGCAGCAGUAAAUCGUGACCUUAAACCUCUCAUUUCCUCCCCAGGAGGAGCAGAUCUCCAAAGAGACGAAGCCCGUCGCCCCGGAGAGACCGCCAUCGCAGCAAGAGCCCCCGGCGCCAUCGCAGCCGCUCCAGAGACAGACGCCACCGCUCCAAAUCCCCAGGUCACCACCGGAGCCACAGACACCGCAGCCACUCCAAGUCCCCUGAGAGGAGUUCAAAGAAGAGUCACAAGAAGAGUCGAAGAGGAAACGAGUGAUCUCCCUUUUCCUUUUAUACCUUUUCCUCCUUUUUUUGUACCUUCGAUCCUGCAGAUGUGGUUCCUUCUCCAGGUGAUUUGGGUUUUAGAAGUGGUCCCCCUCACCUGUCUGUAAGUUAUUUCGAUGUAAAGGUCUCAGCAGGUGUUCAGGUCUCUAAUCUCAAUAAUCCAACAUAACUCCCCGUCAUUGAUGACUUCUGGCUCUGUGUUACGGCGUUCUUCCGUUAACGGUUCCCGCUCGACUCGGCCGCGGCGUCCCGUCCUCCUUUCCUCCGC
This is a messenger RNA of Etheostoma cragini (Arkansas darter), 674 nucleotides long. RefSeq names its product pre-mRNA processing factor 38A (gene prpf38a). The coding region runs from base 1 to 513 and encodes 170 amino acids. The transcript has 6 exons. The record is from RefSeq and is a predicted model, not a curated record. Lineage: Eukaryota; Metazoa; Chordata; Actinopteri; Perciformes; Percidae.